Molecule: messenger RNA, 5055 nt
Organism: Lotus japonicus
Lineage: Eukaryota; Viridiplantae; Streptophyta; Magnoliopsida; Fabales; Fabaceae
Product: CRAL-TRIO domain-containing protein C23B6.04c-like
Exons: 5
Coding region: 3819-4673 (284 amino acids)
Molecular function (GO): phosphatidylinositol transfer activity
Source: RefSeq, a predicted model, not a curated record
CCAUAACCAAAAUCCACACUCCAUCCAAGGUUGAUUGCUUCCUUGUUUCUCGUUUUCAGAAAUCCACCUUCCAAGCAUUGUAUUGUAUUGGUCUCUGUUUCAGGUUAGAUUUUCAUCUUAGUAGCUAGCACUAUUUUUCCAUUUGCCUCUACUUUUCACCACUUUGCAGUCCGCACAUGAAACCUUGGCUCUGAUGUAUUUAAUUUCGAAUAAAUUUUUGUUUUAUUUCUCUCUGCUUGUUUUCACGUCUGGUUGCAAAUGAAACAAUGGUUUUGAUGUAUAUAUUCCGAUUGUAACAUAUGCAUGUAAUGUUAUAUUAGUCGGUUUUUCCAUUUACCUGCUUUCCGUAGCAAAGGAAUUUUUUGUUAGAAACAAGUCAGAUGGGAAAGUUCAAUGGAAUUUUAAGAGGAUUGUCUAAGUUACUCAUAAAAUUACGUGCGGAUUACUUUUUUCCUUAAAAAAAAAUACAUCCAACUCAAUAUGUUUAUAUGAUUGUGAUCCAAAGAUACCGUGGAAAGAUAAAAAUUAUUUGCGGAUUACUUUUUCCUUAAAAAAAAUACAUCCAACUCAAUAUGUUUAGUUCUUGGAUGUAGAAUAAGACUGUGAUCCAAAGAUACCGUGGAAAGAUUAUAAUGGUGUUAGUUCAAAUAGAUUUAAGUCUAGAAUAGUUGUGUAAGUUGAUUGAGAAACCAAUGUAACGAUUUUCUAAUCAAGAGAUUACCCUAGGUCAGAAGAUAUUUUGUUCCUCAAUACAAGUUUCUAAGACUCUCUAAAAAAUUCUUGGUGAUUGCUAUUGAGAGGUUGAAGACGAGGUAAGUCUAUAUAACGUUCUAGCAAAGUAAAGGCAUAUAAGUAAAUGUCUAAGGAAAAAUACGGGAAAUGUGUAAGUUGUAUUGAUUGUUUCAGCUUGUGUCAUACAAAUAAGUCUCAUACGACUAUUUAUAGAGGAAAAUCAUAGCAGCUUACAACAGUUAUUUGUCUUAAUGAAGUCUACUAUGUUCUCUAGGCACUGAGUAAGCACGUAUAUAAACAUUUUUGAUAUGGCACCUAUUCUGUCCCUCAAAAACCGUCAUAUCACCUAGUGGGUUUCCCUUCCCAAGUUGAUCAGUUGGUUCCACUACCUCCAUUUGACAUGAAUUGAAGUUCCUGUAUUUUGUAUUAAGUGGAUUCAUUCUGACUUUAUCUUCAAGUUUUAUACGAAAAUAUCACUUAAAGAUUAAUUAAUUAUAGUAAAACUCUCAAUAUUUAUGUAGAAUACUCUUUCUUUAAAGGCAGGGAUUUGUUGUUAUCUACAAAAAUUGUACUAUGUAUUUUAGCAUGUCAUUAAACUAGGCCUUUUGCACAAGUAACAAAUUUAGGCUUACAAUCUUCCACAUUUCAAGGCCCAAAUCAACAAACCGAUUCAAAAAGUCCAAACCGGCUGAUUAGAAGCCGCUCAAACGAGUAACAAUUAUUUAGUAGUCAUUCAUUAGCUAAGAGCUGACACAAAAAACCAAAGUUAGCUGCUAAAUUUGGAAUGUCCAAAUCAGCUGAUUAGCAACUCAUCCAUCAGCAAGCAACUGGUUAGCUGUCAAUCCACCAGCUAACGACUGAUUGACAGUCGAACCAUGAGUUAAUGACUGAUUCUUAAUCGAUCCAUCAGCUAACAGUUAACUCAGUUAGCACCUUGUAACUCAGCUAACUACAAUCAACUAUCACAUUCAAACAAUCCAAAUCAUCCAAUAAACAACCGACACAUUUAGCCAAAUUUCUUUUAUUUUUCAGGGCUACCACAUAGAAAACAUGUAGCAGUAAAAACUGUGAGUUCCUUUAAAAAUGAAUGAACUAAGUAUUUCUACAAAAAGAUGAGCUAAACUCAUCUAUUCAUCCUCUGUAAUGCUACAACUACCACCUUGUUUUUCCUUGACCGCCGAGAUAAAAGGGUUCGUCCUAGAUAUAAGCUUGCCUCUGAUACAUACCUUCCAUCAUCAAUAUAUGUUGUCCAACUAGAUUUAUAAAAGAUAUUUAAUCUAUAAUGGAAAGGUCUUCGCAGGUUGUAGGACUAACCCAAAAGAAGGUCUUGGCAGGUGGAGUAAGAGUUGUUUAACUCUAUCAUCAAGGCGCAAGCUACGAGGUUGAAAACCUAGUUCGAAAGAAGAACCAGGUUUUCAACCUCUUUUUGGAAAAAGGGUUAUGGGUGGUGCUUUCCCUGUCGAGCUCCUUGAGCUUUCUAUCAACCUUCUUUUUCUUGAGCUUUAUGGCAGCUCCGAUAGAAGGGUUACCGAUGAACUUCUUAAGGAUUUUACGUGUAAUUCUAUAUCCUCUUAUAAAUUUUCUGGCAAAGUUUUUUACUUCCUCCGUUCCUUAUUAACUAUUCACUUUGGAGAAAAAAAAUUGUUCUUAUAUAUCUGUCAACUUAGAGUUUCAAAAGAGCAUUAAUUGAUGUUUUUCCAAGAAAUGCCCGUACAGAAACAAUAAAUGAAGAAAUAUAAAAUACAUUCUAAAGGUUGAUAUAGGAAAACAUAUACUCCCUCCGUUCCUAAAUAACUGAUACUAUUUUUACCUGAAUUUUGUUCCUAAUAAUUAUCUGCCACUUUACAAGUUCAAGAGAGCAUUAAUUAUUACCAAUUGUACCCUUCAUUUAUUGGUGGCAGAAAAAUUGAAAAGUUAGAAUUAAUAAGAGAGAUAAAGGGUAUAGUAGGAAGUUAGAUUGCAAUUUUAAUAAAACAAGAACAUUAAUUGCUAUUUCUUAAUACUUGUGCAACAACCUCAAAUUGUCAGUUAUAUAGGAACGGAGGGAGUAAUACUUUUAUGAAAAUCAACAUAAUUAAUUGCUUUCCUUAAUUUGUGUGAAUCUUCUCUUCCUGGACAGAUAAAUAUGAAGUAGGAACGGACGGAGUACUACUUAAUAAAUAAAGUAUGAAAUAGAAAAGUGCAAUCUAUAUUUUUUUGGUUGAUAAUUAGGAAGGUUAUUAAGAGAAAUAAAUAGGAGGUUCUAGAAUAUUUUUACUUAUAUCUGUUUGAAUCUCUAUAUUUUACCUUCAUUAAAAAAUAAUAUAGUAUUUGUGCUUCUCAAUAACAAAAAAAUAAAAUAAAAUAAAAUGUUGAAAAACAUGAUUGGUAAGGGAAGAAAAUGGGUCUAGCAUGGUAAUUAAGCUGGGACGGAUCCACCUUAUAGCUUAUGGGGUCAUUUGCCCCACAAUUUUUUUUAUGUUUCCUUAAUAGUAUGUUUCUUGUAUUAUUGAUGGUAAGUAUAUAGUUUGGUGCCUUAAACAUUAAGGGGAUAAUCUAAUUUCUUGGUGUUUGUAUGAAGAAUGUUUGUUGGGAAAGACAUACAACUUGAUCUCAAGGUGAUUAGUCUCAUUGCUAUCAGGCGGGAUACGUUGAUAAGAAGGCUUAGGGAGAAAAUGGAAGAAAAUUCUAUUACCUGCUAAUAGGUUAACGCAUGGAAUGAAGCGUGUAUGAGGGAAGUUUUGUACAUACAACAAGACAUAAUGGAAAGCUACAAGUCCGUGACUCUUCCUAAUAAAUGAAACUAAUCACACGCUAACAAAAAUUGAGCUAACUCAUCAUGUCUUAACAACUAAGGUAAUUUAAACUAAUUAAUCUAAAUGCCUAUAAAAUAAAUCAAAUAUCGCAUUUCAGUGAACAAACCAUAGCAAACUCUAUCCCUUGAAUUCACAUUAGUUCCUUCAAUGUUUAGCUUGCGUUGAGUCAGCUGCUAUCAUACUCUUCGUUGAAGGUAAACUUGGUUAUGUAAUAAAGUAUUCAUAUAUAGUAUACAAAUCUAACCCAACAUGUUAAUCUUGCUUCAUCUUAUGCUGUAAUCAUUUAGAAAGAUGUUCAUUUUUGGAGUCUCUACAGUGAACCCUAUGAGUGAGGAUCCACGAAAACUUGCCUCUCACGGCCAUGAGAAAAUGUCAGUGUCACAAGAACAGAAGGCAAAGAUUAUUGAGGUGAAGAGUUUGAUAGGGCCAUUAUCAGAUAAGGCAUCCCUGUAUUGUUCUGAAGCAAGUAUCUCAAGGUAUUUGAGGUCACAGAAUUGGAAUGUCAAGAAAGCAGCUCAAAUGUUGAAACAAAGCCUGAAAUGGAGAGAAGAAUACAAACCUGAUGAGAUCCGCUGGGAAGAGGUUUCUGAAGAAGCAGAGACAGGGAAGAUGUAUAGACCAAAUUACUGCGACAAACAUGGGAGAUCAGUGCUUGUAAUCAAACCUAGUCGCCAGAACUCAAAGUCAAUAAAACAGCAGGUGAAGCAUUUUGUUUACUGCAUGGAGAAUGCCAUUUUAAAUCUCCCACCACACCAGGAACAGGUGGUGUGGUUGAUUGAUUUCCAGGGUUUCAAUCUGUCAAAUAUAUCAUUCAAGCUGGCACGCGAAACCAUCCAUGUAUUACAAGAAUAUUAUCCAGAGAGGUUGGGGUUGUCGCUAAUAUACAAUGCACCAUGGAUCUUCCAACCAUUCCUCGCGAUGGUAAAGCCCCUGCUUCAGCCUGAGAAUUAUAAUAAAUUGAAGUUUGGUUAUUCUAACGACGAAGGCACAAAGAAGAUAAUGGAGGAUUUGUUUGAUAUGGAUCAUCUUGAAUCAGCAUUUGGUGGGAAUAACAACACAGGAUUCGACAUCUGUAAAUAUGCUAAGAGAAUGGAAGAGGAAGACAGUAAAACACACUCUUUCUGGACACAGGCAAACUCUCUAUAAUCAGUCUCACAAGAUACUCCUUUAUAUUCAUCAGGUUGGCUGCAGAUUCUGAUGCUUCUAGCAAUAAGAACACAGACAAGUUCCCUUGUUCUUAACCCUGAUGUAUAUAUCUAUGGUGCCGAAGGAGACAGAAAUGCAAUGGGUGUAAUAAGAAAUUAUAUGCCUAAAUCUUUGUAUAAGAAGUGCUGAGACCAGUGUAAUGUAGGAAGAUGCUAUGAUAACAUAUUUUGAAACCUUGAUUUGUGAGACAGUGUUAAGUUCAUGUCAAAUCUUAUGAAGAUGGAUGGUUUUACCUCGUUAUAUUAAAGAUACGGCUUUCGAUUGAGCUCAAUGGUGCCUCGUGGUCCAUAUAGCUGAUCUCACUUAGUAGGAUAAUGCUUUU